Molecule: messenger RNA, 551 nt
Organism: Parasteatoda tepidariorum (common house spider)
Lineage: Eukaryota; Metazoa; Arthropoda; Arachnida; Araneae; Theridiidae
Source: RefSeq, a predicted model, not a curated record
UACGUAAUGCGUUGCCGUGCCAACCGCGUGAAGCUACCGCGCAGCUUUUUUCGUUAUAUAACAACUGUAAGGUAUAAUUAAUAGUUCAUGUUUGGGACAAGUCUUAUUCUUUUUAACAGAGGCUUUACCUUAUUCAGUAUCCGAUUGUCAAAAUUUACGAUGUCUGAGAAAAAGCACAAAUUGAGUGAAAAGGAUGGACCAGUUAAAAAAGCCAAGCUUGAUGAAACUGUCCAGAAUGAUUCUGAUUUAGUUGAAAAUAUAAAAAAAUCCAGAUUAUCAUGUGCUGCAUCCAUACGAGAUUUUAAAUUUAACAAGAAGCGAGUGAGGGUAUUAACUACUGCUAAAGACAUCCCAGAAGAGGCUAAAUGUAUCGUUUAUUGGAUGUCUCGUGAUCAACGUGUUCAGGGUAAUCCAUUUUAUGAUUAUUAUAUACUUUUGUAUAAUUUUCUGAAGGAUAAUUGUAUUAUUUUCAUAUUUCUGAAUCAAUCAGAGCUACUAAGUAGCUGUAGUUUAUUUUAAUAAUCUCACUCUAUAUUAUAAUACAGUGUUAU